Messenger RNA from Bombyx mandarina (wild silkworm), 2903 nucleotides. It is a transcript of the gene Rint1, whose product is annotated as RAD50 interactor 1. Gene Ontology annotation, biological process: retrograde vesicle-mediated transport, Golgi to endoplasmic reticulum; regulation of ER to Golgi vesicle-mediated transport; endoplasmic reticulum to Golgi vesicle-mediated transport. Gene Ontology annotation, cellular component: Dsl1/NZR complex. The record is from RefSeq and is a predicted model, not a curated record. NCBI's taxonomy places the organism in Eukaryota, Metazoa, Arthropoda, Insecta, Lepidoptera, Bombycidae.
UAAGUAUGUACAUACAAAAUCCAAUUUUUUGUUAAAAAUUUAAUCAUGAAUGAUGAUGAGAAAAAUGCUAUUAUUCAAGAACUUAAUUUUAAGAUCGGAAGUGAUAUUAACGAAUUGGGUAGUACAUUUGCUCUGGAAAGUGAGUUAGCUGAUAAAAGAGAUAAACUUUUAAGCUGUCUAACGGUGGCCAACAAUGAGGUGCCUACAAAAUUAUCAGUUGCAAUUAAAAAUGCUGAAGUUAAUUCAAUGCAAAUACAAAACUUGAAAGUAAUAAGUAAUGAGUUGAGAAAAAGAGUUGCAGUAUUCUUGGAGCAGACAGAACCAUUACGAGCUGAAAUGGAAAGAAAGUUUCAUGCUAUAAAUAAGUUAUAUGAAAUAAUUGAAUAUUUGAGAUCUUUUGAGAAAGUAGAUGAUUUAAGUCGACAAAUGAAACAGAGUAGUGAUGAUGAACAACUUGUGCUACUAUAUGGUGAACUGAAGCAUAUGUGCCAAUUAUACCAGAAGGGUCACAGAGGAAACUAUGUAAAGGAAUACACUCACUAUUGGCAUAAUGUGCUAAAAGAUAAACUGACACAACACUUUGAUGAGGUAAUGAAAUUACUGAAAUGGCCUUUUAUAAGUGGAGCUGAACAUUCCCCACCUCCCAAAGAAGUUAUGAUUAAGUUCACAAAUCUCAUUAGAUAUUUGUUUUUGAUUGAAGAACCUGAAGACUUGAACAUAAAUGCUGCUGUUGCCCAAGAUUUUGGUCAAGAACUAAACCCAUGUUUGCCUGUUCGUGUUCUCUUAAGGCCGUUAAAGAAGAGAUUUGCAUUUCAUUUCAUGGGGUCCAGACAGACAGCUCGCAUUGAUCGACCAGAGUGGUUUCUCACUCAAACAUUAACCUGGAUAAAGGACCAUCAGAACUUUGUUCAAAAUAAUGUACAACCAGUUGCUGAUAAACUUGAACUGGACAAUGUUAAUGCAGUGGAUCAAUUCAAUGCUGGUCUAAUAUCGCUAGCUGCAGAAAGACUUCACUCAAUUAUAGCUUUGUAUCAUACACAAGGCACCAAAAGGGAGGUAGUCGAUGCAGAUGCCGCAUUCGCACAUGCUGUCGACGAAAUACUAGGAUUUAAUAGAGAACUGAGUACACUGACCGGAAAAGAAAUAAAUAGUAUACUCUCGGUGCUGACUAAGGCGGAGACUUUUGUAAGGUGGUUGGCAGUUGAGAAGAAAUAUGCACUAAGUAAAAUGGAUGAGAUAUUGGGCAGCGACCAGUGGACCGAGCCCGUGGUGACGGGGACGGGCGUGGCUACGGGCGCCAUUUUGUGGGUGCCGCGGGCUGCCGACUGGUUCGUCACACUACUAAAGACUAUCGAGGACAGAUACGCUGUGUUGCCACAGCCUGGACACAGAUUACAGUUUCUAGAACUUCAGCUAGAGCUGCUGGAGGAGUGGCGCAUUCGCUUAACGCAGCUGCUCAGUGCGGCCAUGGACUCGCUAGUGCCUGAAACGUUCCUGUCGCCGGGACCCACGUCGCAUCCCCUCAUAGCGGUCACCAAUACGGCCCAUCACUCGCGGAUCGUGCUGCUGCAGUGGGCUAACUCAUUGCAUUACCUCCAGUUGCACUACUACAGGCGGCAGUUCCAGCACUUCACACAGCAACAGCACCAUGAAGAUAGCUCGAUUUCGUCUUCAAGCUCUGAUGAUGAUGAUGACGAUGACGACAGCAGCGAAGGACACACUAAGAAAGCUUCUAGAGCAGACGAAACGAUGUCCUUAAAAGAAGUCGAACUGCGAGCGAAGAAGCUCGCGCUGAAUGAAAUGAUACGGAGGGAUUCGAUGAUACACGAGCAACUGUACGACAUCACUGCUCCGAUAGCAAACCUCGCCGUCACCGAACCUCUGUCAGGUGACGAGGAUAUGGAAGAAGCGGGAGUAUUCGCCGAAGCACCAGCUUUACUAUCUCGGUUACUUAAUGCGGCCUUAGACGCGAUUUCUGAACACAUAACAUUAGAAUUCAAGGCCAGUAUAAGGGACUACAAGAAACAAAAGUGGCACAAUCUGCCCGUAGUCGAGGAGCUGGCGCUGACGGUGUCGCCGGCACUGUGCGCGCCGCUGUCCGGGCUGAGCGCGCGGCUGUCGUCCGUGAGCGCGCGGCUGGCUCCCUGCCUCGCCGUGAGACUCCGAGCGCAAUUAGCCACUAACGUCGACCGAUGUUUGUUUGAGGCGGUGGUACUAGAGAAUUGGUUCAACACCGGCGGCACUAUGCAGUUCACGUUUGACGUGAAACGAAAUCUAGUCCCUACGUUCGCUCCGCCGAGCAAAGUGGCCUCGCAAAUGAAUCAAUUGCCCAAGUUGCUCGAGUCCUGUAAACUCCUGAAUCAGGACUACGAGGACGCUCGACGUCUCCGCGACAUGCUGGAGAGGAAGCCGGAGCUGGCAAGAGACUUUCUGGGCAACCAGGGCAUUACCUCGAUCACAGGGAUGGAAGCACUACAGAUACUGAACCAGAGAACGGACCUGUGCGACACUAACAGCGCAGCUUCUGUGCUGGAACUAUUCUGAGAGUUCGAGGGAGGAUACCGGUAAAGCAACCAAUAGUAAUCGACGUACCAAUUUGGUUUUCUGGAUUCUAUUGUUUCUUAACUGAACUGAUAUAAAGAUCAAAUUAAACGUUGUGUUUUAAAAAUAUUGAAUCAAUUAAAAAUGAAUUUUAUUUAUGUAUUUUUUACAUAGAUUAGUGGAACAGCUAACGACUCAUCAUUAAGUGAUUGCCAGAGUCCAUAGACAUUAACUACAUAAAUGCCACCCACGUUAAGAAAUUAGUUGUAAGUAUCGAUUUUACAGUACAGCGGCUGCCCCACCCUUCGAUCUAAAACGCAUUACUGCUUCACGGCAGAAAUAGGCAGGGUGGUAGUACCUAC